This is a messenger RNA of Dryobates pubescens (Downy woodpecker), 2651 nucleotides long. RefSeq names its product WD repeat domain 37 (gene WDR37). The coding region runs from base 223 to 1710 and encodes 495 amino acids. The transcript has 15 exons. Gene Ontology annotation, molecular function: protein binding. Gene Ontology annotation, cellular component: preribosome, large subunit precursor. The record is from RefSeq and is a predicted model, not a curated record. NCBI's taxonomy places the organism in Eukaryota, Metazoa, Chordata, Aves, Piciformes, Picidae.
AGGGCUGCUCACCGGAGAGGCGCGUCCCUGCUGGAGCGCGGCACCGGCUGCUCUCUGCUACCGUUGCCCCACCUGCCCUCCUCCUUCUCACUUCCCCCGCCGCCUGGGGCCCUGCCCCUUCCCGCCUGCCGCCCCGGCUGUGGCUGACAGGAUAUGUAACAUGACACUGAUAUUCUGGACAGUUUGUCAUAGGAGCCUCUGUGAAGCUGGUUUUUUGAAGUAAUGCCCAUAGAAAGUGGAAGUUGUGCAUCUGCUCGGCAAGCAAAGCAGAAACGUAAAUCGCACAGCCUUUCCAUCCGGAGGACCAACAGUUCCGAGCAGGAGCGGGCAGGACUGCAGAGAGACAUGUUGGAAGGGCAGGAUUCUAAACUACCAUCCUCUGUCCGGAACACGCUCCUUGAACUUUUUGGACAAAUAGAACGGGAGUUUGAAAACCUCUACCUUGAAAAUUUGGAAUUACGUAGAGAGAUCGAUACGCUGAAUGAGCGCUUAGCAGGGGAAGGACAGACCAUCGAUGGGGCUGAGCUGAGCAAAGGACAGCUGAAAACAAAAGCCAGCCAUAGUACCAGUCAGCUUUCUCAGAAAUUGAAGACAACUUACAAGGCAUCUACUAGCAAGAUUGUAUCCAGUUUUAAAACUACAACAUCCAGGGCAAUCUGUCAACUGGUAAAGGAAUAUGUUGGCCACAGGGAUGGUAUUUGGGAUGUCAGUGUCGCGAAAACUCAGCCAGUGGUGUUGGGAACUGCAUCUGCUGAUCACACUGCUUUGCUGUGGAGCAUAGAAACAGGGAAAUGCCUUGUCAAGUAUGUAGGGCAUGUUGGAUCAGUGAAUUCCAUAAAGUUUCAUCCAACUGAGCAAGUGGCUCUUACAGCAUCUGGAGACCAGACAGCUCACAUCUGGAGAUACAUUGUACAGUUGCCUGCCCCUCAGCCAACCACAGACUGCAAUCAAAUGUCUGGAGAAGAUGAAGUGGAGAUCUCAGAUAAAGAUGAACCUGAUGGAGAUGGGGAUGGCUCUAGUGACUGUCCCACUGUCAGAGCCCCAUUAACUUCACUCAAAAGCCAUCAAGGAGUGGUCAUAGCAGCUGACUGGCUUGUUGGAGGGAAGCAAGCUGUGACAGCAUCAUGGGACAGGACAGCAAAUCUGUAUGAUGUAGAGACUUCUGAACUUGUCCAUUCUCUCACAGGGCACGACCAAGAGCUGACUCACUGUUGUACGCAUCCCACCCAGCGGCUGGUGGUGACAUCGUCCCGCGACACGACCUUCCGCCUGUGGGAUUUCAGAGAUCCUUCUAUCCAUUCUGUGAAUGUCUUUCAGGGCCACACAGACACUGUGACAUCUGCAGUUUUCACUGUGGGAGACAACGUUGUUUCUGGUAGUGACGAUCGCACUGUAAAAGUUUGGGACUUGAAGAACAUGAGGUCUCCUAUAGCCACGAUCCGCACAGACUCUGCAGUCAACAGGAUCAAUGUGUGUGUUGGCCAGAGGAUCAUCGCCCUGCCCCACGACAACCGGCAGGUCCGGUUGUUCGACAUGUCCGGAGUGCGCCUGGCGCGGCUGCCGCGCAGCAACAGACAGGGCCACAGAAGAAUGGUGUGCUGCUCAGCGUGGUGUGAGGACCACCCCAUCUGUAACCUCUUCACCUGUGGGUUUGAUCGCCAGGCUAUUGGGUGGAACAUCAACAUCCCUGCUUUGUUACAAGAGAAAUGAAGUGCUGGCAACGUGGCUGCAGCUCCUGCUGCCGAGGACUACUUCUCCCCUUGGCAGACCUCUCCAAACGCCAGUCUGCUGCGGCUGUGAAGCUCUUCCUUAGCAGAGACUCGAGCAGCUGCUGCUCUUGUUCCCACGUUGUGCAGUUUGCAUGGGUUGUACAGACAAUGUGAUUCUUUUCUUUUUUAUUUUGUUUCAAUUAGUUUGUCUGGUGUAUCAACUUUUCUAUUCUGGCAUCCACUGGUCAGUGUGUUCCCUGUUGCAAAUGUUCUAAGUUAUUUAGCGUUGAAUAGCUGCACAGUAGGGCAUUACGUUUGUGACAUGAAUGUGAAAGCUCUGUAAUUAAUGUAGGGUGUUAGAGCAAGUCUGUUACAUUUUUCUCAUGACUAUACAUAUCUGCCCUGUGUGACAAAGAACCUGCAGGGCUCCAACUUUGAAAUGAAGUGUGACUUUUCACUAGGUGUGUGGUGGCAAACAUUUUCCUGUCUGCAUCUCAUUUGGAAUACCUUUUUUUUAACAGUGCUGCAGCGUAGUGCAACUUCGACUCCCAUUUUCGUUCCAGUUACUGGAGAAAUAGUAGAAUUGAGAAGGAAAAUGCAAGCAACUUGCAGUUGAGUAAAGACUGCCAGGUAGUUGAGUAAAGACUGCCAGGUUUGUUUGGAAAGCUUUUUUUUUUUUGUACUUCUGAAAAAGCAAAGUAUUCAUCCUGCCCUUCUUCUAUAAAGUGACUCAAAUCUCAUGGUGUUUCCUGCUAGCAAAGAUCCAGAGCAUCAUGAUUCUAAUCACUGAAACCUAGUCAAGCAAAUUCUGAAGCACUUUAGUUUAUAGCUAUUGUUAUAAACCAUUUAUGAAAAGUUUGACUCUACCAGUGAAUGUGAGCUGACCUUUGUAAGAAGGAUUGCUUCUUUUUGGUGAUCUGCCCAGAAAGGAAAUAGGUUGUG